Molecule: messenger RNA, 6465 nt
Organism: Nymphalis io (European peacock)
Lineage: Eukaryota; Metazoa; Arthropoda; Insecta; Lepidoptera; Nymphalidae
Product: ubiquitin-protein ligase E3B
Exons: 19
Coding region: 255-3491 (1078 amino acids)
Biological process (GO): ubiquitin-dependent protein catabolic process; protein polyubiquitination
Molecular function (GO): protein binding; ubiquitin protein ligase activity
Source: RefSeq, a predicted model, not a curated record
GUCAAGCAGUCUUGAUUUUUUUCAAGAGCGACAGAAAAAAAUAAAAAAUAAAUGAUAAUCAUCUUUACCAACGAAAUGAAAUAAACAAACAGUUUGUCAGCGUUAAAUAUAUCGUCAAUCAAAUCAACUGUAAAAAUGCUUCAGUUACAUCGAUAAUCGUGUUCUAUCAUGAAUUUAGAUGGUCCUUUAUCUUGACAGCGCUUAAUCCAAAAAGAAAACAAAGCCAUAUUUUGUGUGCAAUAUAAAAUUUUAAAAUGUUUUCAAAAUCUAUUACCAGUAAAGAUACGUUUUUAGAACAAACAAAAGCAGCCAGGGAAGAGCGGGCACUUGAAAAAAAGCGAGAACAAUCUGCGAUUAAAAUACAGGCAAUAGUACGUGGUUGGCUCGCCAAACAGAAAUUCAUCAAACUUAUUUUAAAUGAAUUUGACCAACUCUUACCUGACUUGGUUAGUCACAGCUCUCAAGAUGAACACCAGCAGCCGGAACUUGUACUGGCACUAGAUGUGUACAGAGUAGCAUGCCGUCUCUUUCUUGUGUUUAAAAAUCAGAGGGAUAGAAAGCGAUUUGAGAAACUCUGCAAGUAUAUUGUCCAGAGUCUCCAUUCGGAAUCUGUUAAAAUAUCUUACGUAGGAGUGUUUUUAAAUAAGGAGUACAGCUUACGAUGGAUAUCUCAUAUAAAGGACUUAUUGUACAAAUGUUGUCAAUUUCUCGAAGAGUUGAAGCCGGAAUCUCCUAUAGAUAUGCAGGGUAUACUCAUUCACCUCCACACAUUGCUAGCUUUCACAGCUACCAACACCUGGGCUCUGACCCGUCUCAAAAACUUUGAGAAGCUCAGAGGUGGGAUGACGCAAUUGUGUGCUAAUGUCAUGGGAUCACUCUUCCAUAGAGGAUAUUAUUUAACAUUAAAGUCCCUCCUCCUUCGUGGUCUCUGCCGUGAGAAAGUGUGUUUGAAGAACAUAGCCCUGACAGCGAUAGUGACGCUGACUCUACGUCCUCUCGUGUCGGCUCAGUUCUCUGAAAAGCUGCUUACAAUGUACAUCAUACAGAUAUUAUCAGUGCCUACACUCGUCUUCCACAUGCAACAGAUAUCGCCCGAGUCUAUGGCAGCGUUCAGAUCACAUUCGAUAUUCGACAAAUGCGUGGACUUCCUAAGUUCGGAUCAAAACAUGCGUAUCGUAUUUAAUACGUUGGAAGGGAACUAUGCUCUGUGCCUUCUGGCUAACCUGAUACAGCUGGCCUAUUCUGAGCGAGAACAUGCACAACCUGGAACGUACUACCCUACGUUUGUCCUAGUAGUGACCCGUUUUCUGGACAGCUGCCAACAGUAUGUUGUAUGCAAGAAAGGAAACCUGAGUAACUGGCAUCCGGUUCUGGGCUGGUUUUCCCAGAGUUUCGACGCCUAUCUCCCCCCGGCGAUGGGGAAUCUCAGGAGUCAGUUGUCACUGUUGUGGGGUACGCCGAUGUUGAAGAAGAUGCUCGGUGUACCUCUUAAAGAGAUGCUGGAUGCAGGAAUCACUGGAGAGGAAGGUGCAGGACCGUCUCAGCCGUCGACGCCAGUGCAGACCAGUAACCCAGCAUCAUUCAUCCGAAGAGCGAUCGAAGCUAGAACUAAUAGGGGUAACUCUAGCAAGAACUUUAGGAAGUUGGGGUCACCUGACUGUACUAAGGUUGCUCUCAUUUGUUCGAUGUACCACACCGCUCUACAGACUAUGUCUCAGGUGAAGCUGGACAUAUUAACAGGGCUCUGCAAUCAAGACGAAAUACUGUACUCUCUCUGGCAGUUCCUUUGCACUUUGGGACCUAACAGCGGAUUGAAGGCCUUCCUCGAUCUGUUGGCUCUGAACACGAAGGCGUCUGCGCCUGAAUUUCAAAUGCUCGUCUUGUUCUCCGACUGUAUGACGCACUACGUAACUAUAUUGGACGAUAUGGAAAUGUACGAGAAGCAAGAUCCAUUCAAAUUGCAGGAUUUCGUCAAUAUGUCCCAAUUUUUAAAUAUGUUCAUAUACAAAUCUAUCAUAGGACAAUUGUUUGAGCUGAAGACGCUGGCGAGCAACGCGGUGUUCUCGUCGCUGCACACGCUGCUGCUGGCGCUGUACCGCCGCGACUGUCGCCGCGCCUUCGCGCCGCAACAGCACUGGCUCGUGCGGGACAUCCGCGACUCGCAGUUCAUGGCCGACCUCGAGAAGGGCAAGAAGCCGCAGCAGGUCCUUGUUCAAAAGACGCCCCACAUGAUCGCUCACGGUGAACGGGUCAGAUUGUUUAGGCGUGCUGUAGCCGAUGAGAAGGUGGUGCUGGGGCUGACGGAGCGCGCGUGCGGCGGGCGCUCGACGCUGGUGACGGUGCGGCGCGCGCGGCUGGUGGAGGACGGCUACCGGCAGCUGGCGGCGCUGCCGUCGCGCGCGCUGCGCGCCGUCGUGCGCGUGCGCUUCAUCAACGAGCAGGGCCUGGACGAGGCCGGCAUCGACCAGGACGGCGUCUUCAAAGAAUUUCUCGAGGAAACGAUAAAGCGAGUUUUCGAUCCGUCUCUGAACCUUUUCCGCGUGACGAGCGAGGAGAGGUUGUAUCCGUCGCCGACGUCGUGUCUGCAAGAGAAUCACCUUCAACUAUUUGAAUUUAUCGGACGUAUGCUUGGAAAAGCUGUUUAUGAGGGUAUUGUAGUGGACGUGCCAUUCGCUUCUUUUUUCUUAAGUCAAGUGUUGGGUCAGACACAACAAGCGCUGUACAGCUGGAUCGACGAGCUGCCAUCCCUGGAUCGUGAUCUGUACCGCAGUCUCACUUAUAUUAAACAUUUCCAGGGGGAUAUCUCAAGUCUAGAAUUAACAUUUUCGGUAGACGAAGAAAGAUUAGGUGAAAUUGUCACACAUGAGCUCGUACCCGGAGGAAAAGCUAUACCUGUUACUAAUGAAAACAAAAUUAACUACAUACAUCUAAUGGCACAUUUCCGUAUGCAUACUCAAAUAAAAGAUCAGACGAAUGCAUUCAUUAAAGGAUUCAGAACGAUUAUUAAUCCAGAGUGGCUCUCCCUGUUUUCUACACCUGAGCUGCAGCGGCUGAUCAGCGGCGACAACGUGCCGCUGGACCUGCGCGACCUGCGGCGCCACACGCAGUACUACGGCGGCUUCCACGACUCGCACCGCGUCGUGUGCUGGCUGUGGGACGUGCUGCAGCGAGACUUCAGCGAGAACGAGCGCGCCAUGUUCCUCAAGUUCGUGACAUCGUGCUCAAAACCACCGGUGCUUGGGUUUGCACAUUUAAAGCCUCCGUUUUCGAUCCGCUGCGUAGAAGUCGGUGACGAUGAAGACACAGGCGAUACUAUAGGCAGCGUAAUACGCGGUUUCUUUACAAUAAGAAAGAAGGAUCCAUUAAAUCGGCUGCCGACGUCGUCGACGUGUUUCAAUCUACUUAAGCUACCAAACUAUCAGAAAAGGAGCACGCUUCGAGAUAAGCUUCGAUACGCUGUUAACAGUAACACUGGUUUUGAACUUUCGUAGUGUAUUCGCAAAUGUUUGUAUAUUUUUCCUUUCAUAAUCGUGUUUUGUGCACCUUUAGAAAAAAAAUUAACUUAUUUUUCGAGAUGGCAGCACUGUUUAAAAACGUCAUAUUCUUAUUACAACUUAUUCGACUGUUUAAUUUCAAAACCUAUUACAAAUAUUUUUUUACAUAUUAUUAUUAUUAGAAAUAACGUUUUUUAUUUAUAUAUAUUUACUAGAAUGUCAUUAUCAAUAAAUGUGUCUUUUUUGCAUAUAGUAUAGUUACUUUUUUUAUAUAUGGCCUAUUUUAAAUAAGGCCAUAAUGAGUAGUUACUAGGUUUUGAAAUUAACCAGAAUUUAUGUGCAAUAUUUUUAAUUAAAAUGAUCAAUUUUUAAGAAAAGCACGCUAAAAAUCAUGCAAAUAAUAAAUUAAAAAAAAAACUUAAAUAUCCGUUAAUUUUAUGAAUCAUUAAUAACCAGUAUAUAAAACCAUUACCGUUCUACCGGAAAAAAAAGUUUUUGAUCUCUUGAAUCUAGAAAUAUCUACGUACAAAUUAUUGUUAAUGUUUAUACACUUUACAACGUCAUGCUGUGUUAUACGAGUUAUGUACCAAAAAUUAAUAUAGGCUAUUUCAUUUGCAAGGAAAAUAUAAAGAGACUCAUUCAAAUUUUAAAAAGAUCUCAUUACAUAGUAAAUCUACGAAAUAAUUUGUUCAUGUCAUGUCAUCAAAGAAAAAUCCAUGCGGAAUGGGAAAAUGGUUGCAAAUAUUCGAUAAGGUAUGGUAGUGUUCAUCGAAUUUCGAAUGUGUGACGUCGCAUUUAUGAUUAACAUUCAAUUGUGUGACCGAACUUUUUCAUUUGCUUCUUUGUGUUUUGUAUUUAUAUAAUUGAUAAUUCUAAUAUCAAAACUAUGAUUGACUUCGGUUGUAACUUUUUUGGUUGUGAAAUAAAUUAUUUCUGACUAAAGCUUCGGAAUAUUCAAGUUGCUUUGGAGUAUAUUUAAUUUUGUUUUAAAUUAUUUACUGCAAAUUAGCAAGAAUGAAAAAGUUUCACCGAUUUUCAUUAUUUAUUUUGUCAUUAAUGUUAAAGGCCAGUAUUGAACCGAAACUAUAGUAAAAAAUGUGACGUCAUGAUAAAUGGUUAUUUAAAAGAUAUACGACUCAAAAUAAACCCUAAAUAAUCAUCCAAUUGUAGAGGUUUGAAGAAACGAAUUUUUAAAGAAGGAUUCAAUCCAGUCCAAAAAUAGGUGUAUAUAGACAAUAAAAUAACCUUAAUAUAAUAAAUUCGUAGUGAUGUCUGUAAAUUAAUAGUUUGGAAUGUAUUUUAAAGUUUUACUACAACGGAAACAAUUUCAAUAUUUUGGGAAUUGUUAUAUAACACUGUAGUUUGAAUACAGAAUAAAUUAUGUAUUUUGGAUGUGUCCGUAAACUUGCAUACUUAAGUCUAUUUAAAUUAAAAAAAAAUGUAAAAUAUCUUACGCUCUAAUAAUAAUGUUAACCGUUUUAUUUCUUACAUAUAUUAAAAGUUCAUUAAAAUUUUCGAAAUCUCUGUAAAUAAUAUCACGUAAUUUUUUUAAUGGGCUAAAAUAUAACAAAAUACUUUCAGAAUUAUAAUCUUAUACAAAACAGAAAAAAUUAAAUAUGAUUAUUUUUAAAUUUAAAAUGAUUUAAAUUUUUCAUUUAUACUGCCUAAAAACAUGACGUAAAUAAUAUAUAUUUUUAUUCAUUCUUAUACUCUUGCACCAUAUUAUGGAAUUGAUUGUGUUUUCGGUGCGUAAUGUAAAAAAACUUUUGCUAAUAUUAUAUGCGUUUAAAAAAUAUGAUUGUAAUACACUUAUAUAUAACAUUAACCCAUUAUAUCGAAACUUUAACCCACAGAUAAAAAAUCCAAAUCUUCCAACCACUUAGAAAAUAGACAUAUAUCUACAACUAUUUGUUUAUUUAUCUGUAUUAAAAUAUUAGUCAAUAUAAUAAUAUUAGAUUAGCAGUUUUUUUUUUAAUAUUAUCUUCAAAAAACUGUUAUAAUCUGAUGUUUUAAUAUAUUUUUUAUGUAAUAUGUUUAUACGUAAAAAUAACUAUAGCGUUUGAUAUAUGUCUUUAUUUUUUAUUUUCAGUAGGCAGAUGGGCAAAUGGGGCACUGUGUUUGUAAUAUAACAUCAAUUCUGUUUUAGCUAUGGAAUCUAAUAUGUUAUGUCCUUUGUGUCUAUAAUUACACUACCAAAACAUCAAACUAUAACACAACAAUACAGUAAAAAUUAUUGCUGUUUGGUAUUAGAAUAAAUGAUGUAAUCUCAUCCAAGCAGGCCCGCCAAAAUCCAUCCCAACAGUAACACCGGCAGGACUGUACACUAUAAUGUCAAUACAGCGGCGACAGCGACAUUAAAAACUCAUUUCAACAAUCAAUUUUUUAACUUCCUAAAAUCUCGUAUAGUUGUAUAUUAAAGAAUUUAUAUUCUGGAAAGUAAUUAUUCUAAAUGAAAAUUUUUACAAAAUAUUUUCAUGUCCGCGCGAACGUCUAAGCGUCGUUUAGUCUUUAAUAUGCGAGUUAUUAUUUACAUUACAUUACAAUAAUAAAUUAUAAUAUCAUCCCGCCUAUUUAAUAACAGCCAAACAAAUAAGAAAAUAAUUUUUUUAAAUAAACUAUUUUUUUUUUCUUGUUUGUUUUCUUGAAAAAUCUAUUCUCACCUUGCUUGAUUACACAUGUUCGAAUUUUAGAAAUGUUUACGUAACGAUAAAUAAAUAUCUACGUUUUGUUAUUAUUUUCGUGCAAUUUAUUUUCGAAACCCUAAUGUAAUAUUCUAUAUUUUGUAUUAAAUAAAAUUGUUGAGCUAAUCAUAAUAUAGUAUUUUAUAGUUGUGUGUAGAUUUUCACUGGUAAUUUAAGUAUUUACUAAUAUUAUUCUAUACAUCUAUAUAGAUCAUUGUAAGAAAUAUUUUGUACUAGCCACGUAAAUAUGUUGUAUAACACAAUGUGAUUCUCUGUGAUAAAAUAAUUGA